AUGCCUGCGCCAGAUCCUGAAAAGGAGAAGGUGAAUACACGCGCCAAGGACAUCUUUGCUGAUCCACCAGCCAAAGAGGAUUUGUCCUUGGUGAUUUUUCUUGACAUAGAUGGUGUUCUUCGAAAGUUGGAGAGCAUCCCUACCAUCACAGUGAAUGGAGGCACCUUACCUCUUGACCUGGGCAAUCGUGCGCUUUUGCCGGAAGCCCUGCGGGCGCUGAAGUACUUGGUGCACAUCACUGGUGCUGGCAUCAUAAUAUCAUCAGAGUGGCGGAGGAGUUCAUCUUUGCUGGAAGAGGCACAAACUGCACUCCGAGCACUAGGAAUGCGCGUUCGAGGGGUCACUCCAGUCCUGCGGCCAAGGGAG
This is a messenger RNA of Durusdinium trenchii, 366 nucleotides long. The record is from the annotation of a GenBank genome assembly. NCBI's taxonomy places the organism in Eukaryota, Dinophyceae, Suessiales, Symbiodiniaceae.